AUGCAACUACCAACUGUGCUUGUCAUUGUAUCUUUAAUUUGUUUUCAAGAUGCAUUUAGUCAAGCACACAAUGCAGAUGAUGUGCGUCAAGCGAUCGCUCGGUUUCGUAAUGCGUCAAAUACUGUGUUGGAAGAAGGAACUCAGCUACUGAAGUCUUCAGUUGCUGAAAUUGAAGUAUUAUCGUUUGCAGUUGUAGAAAUUGGUUUUAUAAAAAUUAAUGCGUCAUUGGCAUCAACAAACAAACAGGUUGACCUUGAAUUAAACAAAGGUGUUUAUGUUACUAAAUGCGUUCAUGAAGCCAGAGCUAAUCUUUCAAGUCUAAUAAAGAAUCUCAGUAAGCUUAUCAACAACUGUGGUGAAAAUGCUCGACAUGAAAUUAAUAUAGUUAAUGAUAUUUUAAACUAUUUGUCCAUUGAUAUUAACCUGAUUAUUGAUAAUUAUUAUGAAAAUAUAGAUGUUUGCAUUGAAUACAAGAACGAAACUUGCUUCAAUAAACUUUUAACAGGAAUCAAUGAAAAUUCUGAACUGUAUCCUAAAGAGCUUUCAGCUCGUCUCAACCUAACCUCAACUUCUUUAGAAGACAUCAAAACUGAUUUGGGAAAGUGCAUUGCAAAUACUGAUGAUAAAGCUUCAUUUGAAACGAAAAAAAUCGUCAAUAACAUGUCUGAAUGUAUCAGAGGUAUUUGA
Messenger RNA from Nicrophorus vespilloides, 687 nucleotides. RefSeq lists its product as uncharacterized. The transcript is spliced from 2 exons. The record is from RefSeq and is a predicted model, not a curated record. NCBI's taxonomy places the organism in Eukaryota, Metazoa, Arthropoda, Insecta, Coleoptera, Silphidae. The coding region runs from base 1 to 687 and encodes 228 amino acids.